This is a messenger RNA of Dendroctonus ponderosae (mountain pine beetle), 1876 nucleotides long. RefSeq names its product zinc finger protein 3 homolog. Gene Ontology annotation, molecular function: RNA polymerase II transcription regulatory region sequence-specific DNA binding; DNA-binding transcription factor activity, RNA polymerase II-specific. The transcript has 4 exons. Gene Ontology annotation, cellular component: nucleus. The record is from RefSeq and is a predicted model, not a curated record. The annotation marks the transcript as partial. Lineage: Eukaryota; Metazoa; Arthropoda; Insecta; Coleoptera; Curculionidae. Gene Ontology annotation, biological process: regulation of transcription by RNA polymerase II.
AUAUUCAGUUGGUAUGAAGGCGGACUUUUAUAUUCAAGUAAAGGAAGAAAUUACGAUUGAAGAGCAAGACUUACCUGCGCUGGUAAAAAUGGAAGAGGAAGCCAGUAGUGAUCGAAGAAGCAGUGAAACUACAUAUGAACCAGCUGUGAAUGCUGCUCAAAUAAAUCAACACUCCUGUAAUAUUUGCUCGAGAUGUUUUAUAAAUAAGUCAAAUUUAAAUAGUCAUUUAAAUGAGUGUCAUGCAGAAGGUGGGCCUUUCCAAUGCAAUAUUUGCGGUUUAAUGUGUAAGCAAAAAAGAUAUUGCGUUGGAAUGCAGCCGAACUUUUAUAUGCAAGUAAAGGAAGAAAUUAAAAUUGAAGAACAGGACUUGUCCGGCCUGGUAAAAAUUGAAGACGAAGCCAGUAGUGAGUCUACAUAUGAACAAGCUGCGAAUGCUGCUCAAGGUGGGAAAAUUACAGCUGAAGAGGAAGAAUUGCCGGUGCUGAUAAAAACUGAAGACGAACUAACCAGUAAUCUAAGUAGCACUCAAACCACAGAUCCACAAGCUGCGAGGACUAAACUAAAAAAAUAUAAGUUACGAAUAAAGAGCCGCUAUAGAAAAUCCCGAAACGCUGCAGAACUCAAGAGCCAAAAAGUAUCGAAUCAAGCAAAACCAGCGCGAUAUUCAUGUUCCACUUGCGACAAAAACUAUUCAUCCAGGACAUUCUUGGCGAAACAUCGACAGCAAUGCGGCAUGAAAAAUUUUGAAGCCCCCAAACGAAGGCCAUAUCGAGUGCCACGCGAAUGCAGUAAAUGCUCUAAAACAUUCUUAACAGUAAAGGAGCUGAAGAUGCAUCAAAAGCAGCAUGGUUCUCUAGAGCCUGACGAAGAGCACACGUACCAACAUGACGAGGAAUCGGAUUUGUAUAUUUGCCAAACGUGUUCAGCCGAGUUUCAGUUCAGUUCUGAAGCGGAAAAGCACAUAACGGUUCACAAACAGCAGAAUUUCGCUUGCUUAAGAUGUACGGGAAAAUUCAAGUCGCUUCGAGCACUGUUUUGUCAUAUGGAAAAUCACCCGGAAGCGAAUAAAAUCCCCUGUCCAAUGUGUUCUUUUAAAGCCGAUACGACCAAGAAGCUGUUGAGCCAUUUAACAUCCAGCCACAUGGACACAAAUGUAUGCCAGAAAUGCGAAAAAACAUUCAACAAUCGAGCGAAUUUUCGCAAGCACAUGCUCCGACACGACGAAACCAAGAAAACCACCUGCAUAGUAUGCAAAAAUAUGUAUUUCGGGGCAAAGGCACUGCUGCGGCACCAGAUUUGCAUGCACAAAGCCGAUAUUUUGAAUGAUCCAUCUCUUCUCUGGUGCAACACAUGCAGAAUGGAAUUUAAGACUUUAAACCUGCUAAAAUAUCACAUAGAUAAGGCUCAUAUUAAGAAGCAAACGAAAACGGUGGAGAAGAAAUGCCUGUGCGAUAUAUGCGGACAGGGAUUUAAGGACAGUGAUAACUUAAAAAAGCACAAAAUCUCCCAUACAGAACAUAGACCGUUUGAGUGCAAGGAAUGUGGAAAAGCCUUUAAGCACAAGUACGUUCUCACCUAUCAUGAGCGAAUUCAUACAGGCGAACGUCCAUACACUUGCGGAUAUUGUGCGAAGAACUUCAGACAAUGGACACCGUACAAGGUCCAUUUGAGGGGACACACCGGCGAAAAACCUUAUGUGUGUAAAUUAUGCAGCAAAGGUUUCACCACGAAUCAAGGUCUGAAGCUUCAUAUCAAGAGCUGUUUUAAUACAAGUGAUAAUGAGGCGCCAGUUUUCCAUUCCAAUAUUUCCAAUGGGCUCUUGAAGGCAGAAGACUUGUGUGAAGGAAGGCACAAAAAUACAUCCUCAAUUCAGUAA